Toxoplasma gondii ME49 is the source of this 3725-nucleotide messenger RNA. RefSeq names its product RNA pseudouridine synthase superfamily protein. Bases 946 to 3600 code for a protein of 884 amino acids. The record is from RefSeq and is a predicted model, not a curated record. Gene Ontology annotation, biological process: pseudouridine synthesis. Lineage: Eukaryota; Apicomplexa; Conoidasida; Eucoccidiorida; Sarcocystidae. The transcript is spliced from 10 exons. Gene Ontology annotation, molecular function: RNA binding; pseudouridine synthase activity.
AUCGGCCAGUCCAGAGGAACGAUGUACUCGCGAUUUAAUGCUUCAGGUCUGAAGAUCCAGGCCACAUUUAUUGGGGAAACGCGGAAAGAGCUCCUUAAAAGCCCCGCUAAAGGCACAGUAGCCGAUUCCCCGGUGUAAAAGCAGCCAUCGGUCGAUGCUUAAUCUCGUCACUCACUUUUCUUUUUCACCGUCACAGUUCUGUGAUACAGUUUCUGGUUUGCUGCGGUCACCUUGAGGCAGGACAUGCCUUCGCUCCAUGGAUGAGACCAGCGCUUCUAGUAUUCAUUAAGGUUUUAGAAUGUUCAGCAGUACCUCGUAUCGCGACGUUGGAUUGAUCAUGUAAGGUGUGUCUCAUUUCAUUUACCUGCUUAUCUGUGUUAAUUUGUACAUGCGGUUAUAUACGAACUUACAUUUUUAUAUGUGUAUUAAUAUAAAAUUAACCAGCUGGUCAUCCGCAAAUCGUUGAUCCAAAUGUGUUCUCCUGUUUCCAUUUGUGUAUUCGUCUAAAUUUGACCACUCUUGGAUCUGCAGAUCCGUAGUUCAUAUUGUCGUUUAGCAAUGCGACAACGUGAGGCGUUCACGGACUCCAGAUGGAUCUGUGUUUUGCUCGGGCAUCGCUCUCAGCUGUUCCACUAAAGGACAACAAAUAACUCUUUACGUCUCGGACAGGAGUUUGUGUGAAGCGCUACAGCGAACGAGGCGGACGCUGAAGUUUUUCUCCUGUGAGCUUAUAAUGUGACAAGUAUGCACAGAUUGGACCAGUCCUGUGGUUAUUGAUGACGGCGCGGGGGGCUCUGAAUGCUGCAAAGCAGACAAAAGGACCGCGCCGGACACACAUGCAUUGACGCGUACACUGGACAUUUUCGACACUAACUGAGAAACGAUGAUCGUUAUUUUUCAGAGUGCGACCGUGUUUCACCCGUAAGUUGAAAUACUGGCAAGACAAUGUCCAGGCCUGAAGAUUCUGCGGACGCGCACGAAGCAGAAGCUUCCUGCCAUGGUUGUCUUGGACAGGUAGGAAGUAGGGAAACGCUGGAUUCAUGCAGGCUGAAAAUUUCAAACACUUCUCUACCUUGUCUGCCCGUCCAUGAAAAUUUCAAGCCGGUCGCUGACCCCUACUAUAAAACCAUUAAAGUGGUGCCGCCCUACUGGCAUACGUUUGAGACCGAUGUAAAGUUGCGCUGGCGAGACAAAGAGAUUCUUGAAGUUGUAACCAGGGAAUUUCGGUCGCGGCCAGAAUCCUACUAUCAACGCGCAAUUGAAAGCGGGAAGUUCAUGCUGGUGAACAAUCAGGCAUGCAGAUGCGACACAGUUCUUCGCAACGGAGAUCAUCUCACCCACAAAACCCUGGAAAUUGAGUUUGCGGUCCCGUGGACCACUCCCGUCCACGUUUUGUACGAGGAUGACGGGCUCGUAGCAGCCUUCAAGCCUGCUGGCAUGCCCGUACAUCCGCAGGGGCGUUACACUCAGGCGUCACUUACUGGGAUAAUGAAGCGGUUCCAUCUGCGUCAACAUGUGUCCACAUACCUGCAUCCCGUCAACCGCCUGGACCGAGUGACUGCAGGGGUUGUCAUCCUGGCCAAAAACUCGUCCCAGGCGAGGACUUUGACAACAGCCAUCGGCUCUGCUCUGAAGCUCUACAUUGCCCGAGUGGCGGGCAACUUCAGCACUACCAUGCAACAAAUCAGAAUUGCUUCCCGUGGUCUUCGAGCCGACAAAACAUGCAAUGAAUGCAAACGUGCGACAGAACGGUUCGCGACUACUGCGACCGAACACAAAAUCCUGGAAGAAACCAGACUGUGUGUUGCCGUUCACCAGACUGCUCACGAAGCUUCCGACUGCGGAUCGCAGGCAGAAAUCGAACAGCGUGGCCGCUGUUUUGAGUCAGCAAAGCGUUGUCGGCUCUUGGCGAGCACUCUUGAUGCCAGUUACCAAGAUGUUAACGGCAACCAGGCCUGUGUUACUAAGACGCAGAUGCAUCAAUUGCACGACGGAGGGAGUCAACUCGGUCACGAAGAUGUAGUCGUGCCCACCUCCUGCGCUCGCAUCAGUGCACUGGCAGAGAUAAACGGGUCCGCGAACGGCAACAGACAAGACGAGCUCUCGCCUCUCGUUGAGGAGAGGCGAAGAAGGAAAGCCGAGAAACGUCGCUGGAAGGAAGAAAAAAAGCAACAACGGGCAGCUGCGCAAGAACAACGGCAACGCGAACACGAGGCAAGAAUGUCGAGACAGGAUGCAGCAGACGAGGAUCUCUCUAUUCAGGAUGCUACACACAGGGGUAUUUUUUCCCUGAUGAAAGUGGCGCCACCAAGAUGCAGGCCGUGUGCCAGUCGAGUGACGGAGGCGGCAGUCCCUGGGAAGGAGGUAGAUGCCCCCAGCUCAGCAUUAGUUGCUGCGGUGAAUGAGCGCUGCACUAGGGACAGCACUGAUGGCAGACGAGUCAGUACCAUGUCUGAUCACGAGCAUCCGGCUGCGGUGGCGCAGUCUGCCGAGUUCCAAGAGAACGAUACGUACCUCAAAGUAUCUGCACGGCUGCUAGUAUCCAGCUGCCUAGUUGGGAGGCAGUUGGCAGUGGGAUGGAAUGAGGAUCAUGGCAAAGAAGCAGAGACAGUCUUCAAAAUGCUACAUUACGACGAGGACAGCGAUACUUCUCUCGUCGCUUGCAUCCCGCUCACCGGCAGGACCCAUCAGAUUCGAAAGCACCUGCAAAUCCUAGGAACUUCGAUAGUUGGAGAUGCGCUGUAUCCGCCAAAGUCAAGAAUGCCACACACCUCAGGGCAGCCUCUCGGUGAACCAGGGACGUCACCAGCGAGCAAUAACCCUGAAAUCGAAGGGAAUCGACCAGAGCAUGGUCCCGUCAAAGCGCCGACCAAGAGAGCAUCCACCGAGAGAAGUCUAUCGGUUUCCUUCAGCCUGGAUGAGCUGCGAGCAGCCAAUCGUGCGAGCCUUAACUGCCAUUGUUCCCGGUGCGCCACCUUCACUGGCAAACCAGAUGCUACCUCUGACGGAUUAAGUGAUCUUCAAGGGCGCAAUUGCACCUUCGUUGAUGCGCUUCGGGAGAUGGCACAACUGUCUGAUGUCGUAGUGUCGCGUGACGGUGAACGGGCAGAGGUGGCAUACGCGAUUGAGGAGCCAUGCCACAUUGAUCUAAUGUCAUUUGCUUACAUCUUCGACACAGGUUCUGGCCAGCAAAACACGAUCUCUGCUGCUGGAUCACGGGAACGGGAUGUGUCAAAUGAGAUAAGCGAGUCAAAUCCUCCCGUAACACUUGGAGCGACAGAGAGUCCAGCGUCUGAAGCGGGUACCAGAAAAUGCGGUUCACUUGAGACAAUCGGGGUUGGGAGAGGAACUACUCUCGCAGCUGAAGUCGACAGCCGGAGCACUCAAGAUCGUGGAGAUCCAGAAGCGAAGAACGAGGAUAUUCCUGCGGGCGAAAUUUUGAAGGAUGCUUCAGUGGAUGCUCAAAACUGCCGCCGCUGUCAAUUUGUUAUCGCUUGCCCGUCUGCCGUGAUGCCUGACUGGACUCAUCCCGUGAAAGCCGAGGAACUCUGUUCACUUCUUGACUGUCUGUACUUGUUGCAUAGACAGAAGAGGCUCUGACUGUUCGCUUUACUGAGACCCACCGGGUACAAUUCAGCGAGUCAUACAACUUCGUCUCUUGCUCGAAACGUGACAGUUCACUGUCUCGCUCGCGAUGCCAACGGAAGAAUGGACUUGGAGCCUCU